Messenger RNA from Candidula unifasciata, 1050 nucleotides. The record is from the annotation of a GenBank genome assembly. Lineage: Eukaryota; Metazoa; Mollusca; Gastropoda; Stylommatophora; Geomitridae.
AUGUGGAUUCAGGCCAGUGUUCUCAUUAUCAUUGUGUCUUGUAUUAGCCCCAGCCUUAGUAUUGAACCAGUCACGGGAGUCACUGCAGUUAUUGCGGCUGUGGGGUCACUCAUUUACACCAGCUAUGAUGCAUUGCGGUGCCGAUUUGUUCCCUGCUGUAACAAUAGGUGGAUUAUAGAAAACAUUACAGGUUUAGAGAUUGCAUUAACAUCAAAGUUACAUGGUCAGCAUCUUGUCCAGAGAACUGUGGUUGGCCAUAUUAAGGGUCAUUUACGGUCAUCAGACCCUUCAAAGGCAUUGGUGUUAUCAUUCCACGGCCUUACUGGUGUUGGCAAAAACUUUGUCAGUAGUAUCAUUGCUGACAACCUCUACAAAGAUGGCUUGCGCAGUCCUUACGUUCAUCUUAUUUCAGCCACUAAGGAAUUUCCUCACGAGGGAUUACUUCCGUUUUACAAGGAUCAGUUGAAAUCAUGGAUUGAAGGAAAUAUAACCAUCUGUGAUCGCUCCAUGUUCAUCUUUGAUGAAGUAGACAAGUUUCCGGCAACCCUUUUAGAUGUUGUGAAACCUUACAUAGAUUACUAUGAGCAGUUAGGAGGUGUUGUCUACCGUAGAGCCAUCUUUCUGUUUCUAAGUAAUACAGGUGGCAAUGAUAUUGCUAAACUGGCACUGGAGCGGUGGCAGUCAGGGGUCAGUAGAGAAAGUUUGGAGCUCUCUGAUGUGGAGAAAAUACUGAUGUCGUCUGCUAUUAAUGCUGAUAACCACAAUGGUCUUUGGCACAGUCAGUUGAUCAGUAGCCAGCUGAUAACCGCCUACAUCCCGUUUCUGCCCCUAGAGAAGACACACGUUCGGAAAUGUAUCGUAGAUUAUCUCAUCUCCAGAAAAUAUUAUUCCAGUGGUGGAGACAUUCCAAGUGAAGUGGUGGAUAAAAUCCUCAAAGAGUUGACAUUUGACCCCCCAACAGAGCAACUGUUCUCUACUACAGGCUGUAAACGAGUUGUUGAAAAAAUAGACUAUGUAAUGCUUGAUGGGACAGGUGAUGCAGGACACUGA